Messenger RNA from Beauveria bassiana ARSEF 2860, 1140 nucleotides. Its product is annotated as PCI domain-containing protein. Gene Ontology annotation, cellular component: proteasome regulatory particle, lid subcomplex; nucleus; cytosol. Lineage: Eukaryota; Fungi; Ascomycota; Sordariomycetes; Hypocreales; Cordycipitaceae. Gene Ontology annotation, biological process: ubiquitin-dependent protein catabolic process. The transcript is spliced from 3 exons. The record is from RefSeq and is a predicted model, not a curated record. Bases 1 to 1140 code for a protein of 379 amino acids. Gene Ontology annotation, molecular function: structural molecule activity.
AUGAUUGUCGACGCGAUUCCCGACUUCCUCGCCGAGCAGCGCGAUGCUGCGCCAGAGGAGUUACAGCCGCUGAUACUCGACUUCGAAAACUAUUGGGAGAGAAAGCUCUGGCAUCAGCUCACUGAUGCUCUUGUCGAGUUCUUCAGCGACGAUGGCAGCGCUCCUCAACGCCUAGCGUUCUACAGGGUCUUCAUCCUUAAGUUUGCCGAUAAAAUCAAUAAGCUGAAGUUGGUGGACCUUGCCUUGAAGACCGCAUCGCAAUGUAAAGACAACCGCGAGCGUCUCGAGUUCCUGCAGUCCGUUGCGAAGAAGGUUGACACCGAAGACUCUAAAGACGCUCUAGUCUUUGCAUCUGUUGCAGUAGCGCAAGUCAAAUUAAGCCUGAACGAGCUUGAUGAGGCGAGAAAGGACCUAGACGCGGCGGAGCGUGUACUUGAUUCGUUGGACUCGGUGGAGGUUAUCGUACAUGCUGCUUUUUACGAUGCAAACGCCAGCUACUAUCAGGCAAGUCACUUUACACAGCAAACUGCCCUGCUGUACCUCGCUUGCAUCGACCUUUCGACCAUGCCCGAGGACGAACGCCACCGACGAGCAUACUAUUUGAGCGUCGCUGCACUGGUUUCGAACAGCAUUUACAAUUUCGGCGAGCUCCUUCUCCAUCCAAUCCUAGAUGUCCUUGCACAGAGCGAAGACGACUCUUGGCUUCGUGAUCUCCUUUUUGCCUACAAUCGCGGUGACUUGGCCGCGUACGCCGCACUCUCCGACCACAUCGCUUCCAACAAGCUACUGAGCGAGAAUUCGACCCAGCUGAAGCAAAAAAUCUAUUUGGCUGCUCUGACGGAGGCAGUUUUCCGACGCCCUCCUCAUGACCGGGCUAUGUCAUUUGCUACGAUUUCACAUGAGACUAAGGUCCGGCCGGAUGAGAUAGAGCACUUAGUCAUGAAAGCCUUGAGUCUGGGGCUUCUACGUGGAACAAUUGACCAAGUGACCAGCGUUGCUCAAAUUACGUGGGUACAGCCGAAGGUGCUGGAUAUGAAACAGAUCGGAAGCAUGCGCCAACGUCUACUCGACUGGGACUCGAGUGUAAACCAGUUGGGUAACUGGAUCGAGAAGGCUGGCAAGGAUGUUUGGGCAGCGUAG